Molecule: messenger RNA, 1215 nt
Organism: Penicillium brevicompactum
Lineage: Eukaryota; Fungi; Ascomycota; Eurotiomycetes; Eurotiales; Aspergillaceae
Exons: 4
Coding region: 1-1215 (404 amino acids)
Source: RefSeq, a predicted model, not a curated record
AUGGCAGGAAAAUACAAUCUCCGCCGAAGUACUCGCGUCAGUAAACUGAAGUCGCAGUCUUGGAAUGGCUCGCCAAAAGAUCAAAUCGCCCGAGUCCCAGUCAUUCUAGAGGAGCUAGAUCUUGCUACACCCUAUGUCGGGAAUAAUCAAUUUUCUAGAAAGCAGAAAACUCAGCAGAGACGGAAGAGUUGGACCAAAUGGGCCAAGAGAAAGCCACUGACGGAUCCAUCCAAGCUUCCAAAAGGCUGGCAUAUGAACGAGAAUGAUCUUGAGAUUGAUGAUAUAGAAGGUCAGAUCAAGAGGUGCCAUGAGCGCAUCGCGGAAAAUAUCAUGCCGAAUAUCUUUCGACAAAGACUAAGGGCAUACACUUUAGCAAAAGAGGAGAAUGACUAUGAAAAAGAUCUGAGUAGUACCCGUGGUCCGUUGAAGCAAGUGCGGAACAUUAAUUCUAUCUUGGAGGCUUAUAGAUCAAAGAAGCUUAUAUGGACUCCUGGAUCAGUCACGUACUGGUCAAACGGAGUCCAAAUUUGUGAACCAAGAGCAUUUGAUUGGGAUGAGUUUGAAACAAUCAACUCUAAAUACCAAAAAGAUGGAACAUUUUGGACAGAAGGGCUGAAACUGGCAAUUCGCGUUCCCAAUGUCCCGUGGUUUGCGGAGUUGGAUUUCAUCCACGACACGGGUUGCAGUAUGAUGGGAAUAUACCGGGAUGACAUUGAAACGAUCAUGGGCUCAUAUGCAAACGAUGAAGAAUACAAGCCCCCAAUUCUCGGUCAACAUCGAGCUAGAAGCUCGAAUGGAGAAUUUCGAAUCAGGGACACCAUCGAAAUCGAGGUAACGAUCCUUGACCAAGAUCGCCAAAGGAUGACUGCCUGGACUAGAGUCCCUUGUGCCAUCAAUGAAGGGACCUGGACACCUAAGAGUGUACCAAGACUAGAUGGUCCGAUCUUGCGUGAUUUGAUGUAUACAGCAACAGCACCUGAUGCGCAACGACUCUUUUAUCUAGCCAACACAACGGCUGAUCUCAUGAACGCUAUACCGGUUUUGGAUCUCGCAAAUAACCCUCCAACAUUACCAGACACAUAUACCGCGGCCAUUAAGCUGAAUACCAAAACAGGCACCAAGAGAGCGAGUGGCCAGCAGUCCAAAGUUCAACGACCGACGAAGACGAUGCCACGCGCGGCCCCAGGGGCACCCCCAUCUGCUCCAGACUCGUGA